Molecule: messenger RNA, 1946 nt
Organism: Ostrea edulis (European flat oyster)
Lineage: Eukaryota; Metazoa; Mollusca; Bivalvia; Ostreida; Ostreidae
Product: tyramine receptor Ser-2-like
Exons: 2
Coding region: 288-1607 (439 amino acids)
Biological process (GO): neuropeptide signaling pathway
Cellular component (GO): membrane
Molecular function (GO): G protein-coupled peptide receptor activity
Source: RefSeq, a predicted model, not a curated record
AGAUUUGAUAUGAAUGCAAAAACAUUUGAUAAAUAUCUGAGUGUGCCUUUGUCAAACUGACAUUUAAAUUGUAUUGUUUACAACAUUGGGGUACAAGUAUGGAAGACACGGCGAAAAGUUACCUUGCUAGAAGUCACCAUGUGUUCCAUUAAUUAACCUAAAUUCUAUUAUAUCAGCUCGGAUACUUUGUAUUUGCGGAAGUAGUCACAUAUCAUAAACACGCGCCCCAUAUUCACAUAUGUGCAGUGUUUGUAAGGGAAGGAUUUUAUCUGAUAACAUACACACCGAUGGAUGUAAAUUCAACAAACAGUACUGCAAUAUUUAUUCUAUCUUCGGACUAUAUUCUGUGGCAUUUGAACGAAAAAGAGUUCGAAAACAAUAAACCUGCCAUCAUUUUCCUGUUAAUCAGCAUGGUCGUGGGAACAGUAGGGAACGGACUAGUGAUAUAUGUGUACGGCUGGCAACUAAGACCAAAUUCCUCAAAGAAUAUCUUCAUAACAUGGUUGGCUGUGUUCGAUUUGAUUUCCUGUUGCAUCACUAUUCCAUUUGAGGCCUUUGACUUACGCUUUCCUAUGCUAUAUGGUGAAGGUGUUGUAUGUAAAAUAUCCCGAACGCUGGCUUUUGCGGUUAACAUUACUUCCGGUCUAAUUCUAGUCUUGAUUGCGUUUGACAGAUUACAGAUAACAAGGCCCCCAUAUAAAAGUUAUACUAAAAAGACAACCAGACUGCUGAUUUUACUAGUGACUACUAUAUCGUUCGUCUUAUCUAUUCCUGCGCUAUUUGUGUUUGGAACUAAAACAAUACACACAAAGUUCAUGGGCGUGGACGGUAAAGACUGCUCCUAUGAUGAUUCAGUUGAAGACACAAGUUUUCCAAUUAUUUAUUAUGUACUUUUAGCUGUAAUAUUUCUAUUAACAUUUGUUAUUCUAGGAAUAUUAUAUGUAAAAAUUGCAAUUGCAAUAUAUAAGUGGAAGCAUACCAUCAUUGGCGAUGCUCUUGCAAUGUCCAUUCGGAAUGGACCCCGAAUGCCACGAAGAACGUCUGUUGAAUCCGCCAAAAUUCACGCGAUAAAUUCAAAGAAGACCAGUAUUUCAUCAGUUUCUUUAGCAGAGUCAUUUAAUAGUAAUUUGAAUAACAGUAAAAACAAAGGUAAUUCUUCUCAUUAUCAUGAACAAAAUAACCAAGCGCACGCGCAGGUUCAGAACCCACAAAUUGCAAGUCAGAGACGUGAUGCCAGCAUUGCAAACUCAACAAGAAGUACACAGAGCUCAAUUUCAGAAUAUCCAGAUGACGAAAAGAGAAAGCAGUCAAUAAAAGAAAGAGCAAGUCCAAUUAAAUCUAACAUUUUAUUUAUUACCAUAACUGUUGUGUUUGUGUUGAGUUAUCUUCCUUUCUUGUUAUUUGAACUUUUAAAAAGGGUUCUAGAGGAAGGAGCAUUUAAUGAAACAGCUUUUGAAUUGGUUACUAAAUCUGUAUAUUUAAACAAUUUAGUGAACCCUGUUAUUUACGGAAUUUACAACGAGAAAUAUAGAAAGGAAAUUCGAAAUCUAUUUUGUCCGCGACCAAAUUUCAGAUUGAAUUAUUAUAAAUCAAGUCUAAGUAACUAACACGAAAUGUCUUUAUUAUAUGUGAUCCAUGACAAAUUCUUUUCUGAAAAUCCUAAUGGAUAAACUUUUUUGUCAUUCAUGCAUAUUUUUAAACCGAAAACGUGUGGUGCAUCUGCAGGUAAAUGAAAUGUCCUACUCCUGGUCUGAAAAGUAUUCUAAUUUUAAUUCUCUUAAUGUGACAUGUUUACUUUCCGCUUCAGAAGUCUAGUUGUUAGUGUGAUAUUGUUUUUGAAAGUGCAAAAGACUGUAAUUUUUUAUGAAAUGUUUUAUGAACUGUACCAUGUAUUGUUUCAAUUUUAAUUUAUUGAAGUGAAUUAAAGACCCAUUUGUAAUAUUUUC